Molecule: messenger RNA, 2886 nt
Organism: Talaromyces amestolkiae
Lineage: Eukaryota; Fungi; Ascomycota; Eurotiomycetes; Eurotiales; Trichocomaceae
Exons: 3
Coding region: 1-2886 (961 amino acids)
Biological process (GO): cellular response to heat; trehalose biosynthetic process; fungal-type cell wall organization
Cellular component (GO): cytosol; alpha,alpha-trehalose-phosphate synthase complex (UDP-forming)
Molecular function (GO): catalytic activity
Source: RefSeq, a predicted model, not a curated record
AUGGCCAACGAGCAAGGCGCUCCGGACAAAAUUCCCCCCAAUCAGCCGAACCCCGUCAUCGUCGGACCGGGAUUAUCUGCCCUCGGCGAAGAAGCAUACCUCGAGGCCUCAGCCGCGACUCCAGCCGUCGUCUCGGCGGCCACUGCUGCCGGUAACGCCGAUGGUGCAGUAAACCCUCGAGAACCAAAGCAAGACGAGUCUGCAGCAUCGUAUUUCGCCGAGGUGCCUGGUACGGCGACCGCGCUCAAGGAUGCAUACGCCAAAUCGCCCAUGAGUCCUGCCGACGCCGCGUCGGGCGCAACAUCGGGUCCUGAACUGCUGCGACGUUUAAGUCUCAUCGGCGGCGCUCAUCUUACUCCAGCGACUCCUGUGACCGAUCCGCGGGCGGACCAUCCAGGACUACAAUUGACGGGGCGGAUCAUCAGUGCUUCGUUGUGUAUACCGUACAAGGUUGCACACCAAGCGGGACAGGAUUGGGAAUUGAGUCCUCGUGCAGGCACGUCGGCCUUGUUCGACUCAUUCGCUCAUCUCGCAUCCGACCAAUCGCCAUGGGAUCAUACCUUGGUAGCCUGGACCGGGGAAGUGGAUGAGAUUGUCACCAAGCGAGCACCGUUACAACCAGUCAGCGCGAACGGCGUCAAUGCUGUGCCUACUACACCUCUUCCCGUAAACAAAGCAUCUGCGCCGAUUCCUGUGGAUCUCUCGGUUUCACAAGCCCAGACGCCUGUCGAGGGCAUCCUAGUUUCCACUGCCGACAGAGAACGUCUGGAGAGGCAGCUGAAGUCAGGCAAGUACGGCAAGAUUCUACCAGUCUGGGCAACAGCCGAGUCUGACGAGCCUUCCGACGAGAUUUUGUUGCAAGAUCAAUCUCGGUGGAGGAGAUAUGCUGAACGAGAGUUAUAUCCACUGCUACACUACAAGCAAAAUGGUCCAUCAGACGGGCGCUCAGAGAGAAAGUGGUGGACAGAUUAUAUGCGCCUGAACCGCUUAUUUGCCGAUCGCAUUGCUAAGACAUAUCAAGCUGGAGAUAUUGUAUGGAUCCACGACUAUCAUCUGUUCUUGUUGCCAAAUCUUUUGCGACAACGGAUUCCGAAUAUCUUUAUCGGAUUCUUCCUUCAUUCUCCAUUCCCUAGCAGUGAAUACAUGCGCUGUCUAGCCAAGAGAAAAGAAGUGCUUACCGGAGUGCUCGGAGCGAACAUGAUUGGAUUUCAGACAUACUCAUAUUCCAGACACUUUUCAUCGUGUUGCACCCGCGUGCUCGGAUUUGAGUCAAAUUCUGCUGGUGUUGAUGCCUAUGGAGCCCACGUUGCGGUUGAUGUCUUUGCUACUGGGAUAGAUGCGCAUAAUGUACAAAAGGCAGCUUUUGGUUCUUCAGAUAUCGAGCGAGUCGUUGCGAACAUCAAGAAAUUGUAUGCAGGUAAGAAGAUCAUUGUCGGCAGAGAUCGAUUGGACAGCGUCCGUGGUGUUGCGCAGAAACUGCAAGCUUUUGAAGCAUUCUUGGAAAAGUACCCUCACUGGCGUGAUCAGGUUGUCUUGAUUCAAGUUACGAGUCCGACCAGUAUGGAAGAGCAAAAGGAGGACCCGGAGAACAAGAUUGGCAGCCAAGUUUCGAGUCUUGUUUCUACUAUUAACGGCCGAUUUGGAUCGCUGAGCUUUACGCCUGUGCAGUACUAUCCUCAGUAUAUUUCUCAACUUGAAUACUUCAGUCUCUUGCGCGUCGCAGAUGUUGGUUUGAUCACUAGUGUCCGUGACGGCAUGAACACGACAAGUUUGGAAUAUGUGCUUUGCCAGCAGGGAAACCACGGUCCUCUGAUCUUGUCUGAAUUUUCCGGAACAGCCGCAAUGCUCACCAGUGCAAUUCAUAUCAACCCAUGGGACACGACCGGCGUGGCCGCAGCGAUUGACCAGGCGCUUAGCAUGAGCAAGGAUGAGAAACUCAAACGACACGACGUUGCUUACAAACAUGUCACAUCCAACACGGUAUCGAUGUGGUCACAGCAUUACAUUAACCGCUUGCUCACUAAUCUGUCUUCAUUUGACCAAUCAAUCGCCACACCGGCUUUGGACCGCGCAUCAGUAUUGAAGCAGUACCGAAAGGCCAAGAAACGAUUGUUCAUGUUCGACUACGACGGAACCUUGACACCAAUUGUCAAGGACCCGCAGGCUGCUAUUCCAUCCGACCGCGUUUUGAGGAAUAUCAAGAGUCUAGCCGCAGAUCCAAGAAACGCAGUAUGGAUUAUCAGUGGUAGAGAUCAGGCUUUUCUGGACGAAUGGAUGGGCCAUAUUCCUGAGCUCGGACUGAGCGCCGAACACGGAUGCUUCAUUCGCAAGCCCAAGAGUGACGACUGGGAGAACCUCGCAGCACAAUUCGACAUGGCAUGGCAAAAGGAUGUCAUGGACGUAUUCCAGCACUACACAGAACGCACACAAGGCUCCUUUAUUGAGCGAAAACGGGUUGCCCUGACAUGGCAUUAUCGUCGGGCCGAUCCCGAAUAUGGCCUUUUCCAAGCGAAAGAGUGCCGGAAACACCUUGAGAACACGGUGAUGAAGAAGUAUGAUGUUGAGGUCAUGGCUGGAAAGGCGAAUCUCGAAGUGCGGCCUACAUUUGUCAAUAAGGGGUUCAUCGUGACGAGGUUGUUGAACGAGUAUGGCCGGGGACCUGGCGAAGCGCCAGAAUUCAUCUUUUGUAGUGGAGAUGAUUUUACCGAUGAGGAUAUGUUUCGCUCUUUACGCAACUCAGACCUUCCCCCCGAACACAUCUUCUCAGUCACAGUAGGCGCAAGCUCAAAACAGACACUGGCAAGCUGGCAUCUCCUCGAACCGGCAGACGUUAUAGCGACAAUAGCAAUGUUGAACGGGACGUCGUUGGGAGCUGAAUACUCCUAG